Molecule: messenger RNA, 400 nt
Organism: Neurospora hispaniola
Lineage: Eukaryota; Fungi; Ascomycota; Sordariomycetes; Sordariales; Sordariaceae
Exons: 1
Coding region: 130-378 (82 amino acids)
Source: RefSeq, a predicted model, not a curated record
CCAAUGCACUCUGCAACCUGUCCGUUGAUCCCAUCACCAUUAAUCAGCCAAAAUAAAAGAAUACGCAAGCUAGGAUUUCAGCAUUCCGACCUUGACUAAACCAGAUUGUCCCGACCUGGAACCAAAACAAUGCAAGAUCCAUGUACUUUCCUCACAAUGCUUGCUUCUGGUCCCCUCACCGUCGAAUUUCGAGGCACCAAUGUGUUUGUUCUGGCUGAAAAUGUGCUUGAUUGUGUACUGAGCGACCCGGCCCCGUUGGGUACGAAGACUGGAAGGUUCGGGACUCGGAGGUAUGAUGGCGCCAAGCCCCGGCACCCGGGUUUGCUCCCUUCGGACGAACAGCGCACGGACUUGACGGUACCCGAUGGCCGAUGGUGACGCACAGAGCCGUACGGCACGG